GGGGAACCUACUCUUUCAAUACUCUGCCUCAGGGUGUUGGGCUACGAGUCCCAGAGUACCUCGCGGUGCGCAGUCUCAGUGCAGUCUGCGGAAUGCACCAACGAUGACAGCUGGAGAAUGGAGUGGAGGCCUUGGAGCGGCGCCAGAGGCGAUGGAUGGGUUGGCGAGCGAGCUCAGGCUUCUGGGGACACACCCCGAAGCCCAGGAGAGAAGCGGGUUUUUUCCAGGUGUGAAAAGCAUGUCAGUGUUUUAUCAGACUCUCUAGAAGAAUUACCUGAAACAGAUGAGCCUGUUUGGAUCUUGGGGAAACAGUAUGAUCUUCAAGCAGAAAAAUCCAAACUGUUGUCUGAUAUCAGUGCUCGCCUCUGGUUUACAUACCGAAGGAAGUUUUCACCAAUAGGAGGAACAGGUCCAUCAUCAGAUGCUGGCUGGGGAUGCAUGCUACGUUGUGGACAAAUGAUGCUGGCCCAGGCUCUCAUCUGCAAGCACCUGGGAAGGGACUGGGGUUGGGAGAAGCACCAAGAGCAACCUGAAGAAUAUCAACGAAUCUUAAAGUGCUUCUUAGACAGAAAAGACUGCUGUUAUUCUAUCCAUCAAAUGGCACAAAUGGGCGUAGGAGAAGGGAAAUCAAUUGGUGAAUGGUUUGGACCAAAUACAGUUGCACAGGUGUUAAAAAAACUUGCUUUAUUUGACGAAUGGAAUUCUUUGGCUGUUUAUGUUUCGAUGGAUAACACAGUGGUCAUCGAAGAUAUCAAAAAAAUGUGCCACAUGUGCCCUUCUGACCUGACCCAUGACAGUUCUUCCAGUUCCUAUAAUGGCCUUGACUGGAAUACAGAUUGUCCUGGGCAAACCUCUGGCUGGAAGCCCCUUCUGCUUAUUGUGCCCCUUCGUUUGGGCAUAAACCAAAUUAAUCCUAUCUAUGCUGAUGCAUUUAAAGAGUGUUUUAAGAUGCCACAGUCUUUAGGUGCAUUAGGAGGAAAGCCAAAUAGCGCCUAUUAUUUCAUUGGAUUUUUAGGAGAUGAGCUCAUUUACCUGGAUCCUCACACUACUCAGACAUUUGUUGAUACCGAAGAGAAUGGAACAGUGAAUGACCAGAGUUUCCACUGCCAGCAAUCCCCCCCUCGGAUGAAGAUCUUGAACUUGGAUCCUUCUGUGGCAUUGGGAUUUUUUUGCAAAGAAGAAGAAGAUUUUGAUAAUUGGUGUGGACUCGUUCAAAAGGAGAUAUUAAAGCCACAGAGUUUACAGAUGUUUGAGCUUGUUGAGAAGCAUCCAGCCCACUGGCCUCCUUUUAUACCUCCAACCAAACCGGAAGUGACAACUACAGGUGCAGAAUUCAUUGAAUCCACCAAUAACCUGUUUGAACUGGAAGAAGACUUUGAGAUUUUGAGUAUAUGAAGUAGUGCCAUCCAGCCUGUAUCCACCACCUGGCACCACAUUGCAGAGAACUUUUCUAGCCAGAGUGCCUGAAUCACCAACAAGCACAGAACAUAAUAUCAAUCCAAACUGAACCAGUAACCAUUUUUUCAUAAGCUCUAUUCCUGAGAGAGAGAAAGAGAGAAACAGAGAGAAGGAGAAUCCUCUUAUGAGAUGUUAGUCAAGCAGGACUAUUGUGCUUCUUGGGUCUUCUUUUAGAGACAGUGAAUCUACAAUAAUGGUUUGAAUAUACAGAGGGCAACUUUAGUUAUGUUUCAAAAUCAUUUAAUGGGAAAUGAUUUCUCUCUCUCUCUCUUUCUCUCUCUCUCUCUCCCUCCCUCUCUCUUUCUUUCUUCUUUCCUCCCUCCCUCUCUCUAUUUCUAUUUCUCCUUGUAACAUGUCUCUUUACAUAGAGGCAAUUCUAUUUUAGCCUUUGGGGUUGCAUCUCGGGAAGCAGUUGUUUCUUUAUAAAAUUAAAUUGUCUGGAUCAGGGAAAGGAAAACGUUUGUUAAAUUAUUUUAAUAGGCACUUUGAAUCAUUUUGUAUGAAAACAUUUUUAUCAAGGGAAUUAUGGCAAAUGGACACUUCUUACAACCUCCUUCCUGUUUGGGAGAAACUUGCUUGCUGCUGUGCCACCAUCACUAUUUCCCUUCCCCAUCCCCAUCCCCACCACCAUGGCUGCAUAUGAUACAUUUCACCCUGACCUCAAGCUGAAUCAGGAUCUUUUUUGCCUUGCUGAUUUUGGUUCAAGAAAUAAAGAGUCAAAAAGUGGUUUGUGCUUUUAAU
Sarcophilus harrisii (Tasmanian devil) is the source of this 2199-nucleotide messenger RNA. It is a transcript of the gene ATG4A, whose product is annotated as autophagy related 4A cysteine peptidase. Gene Ontology annotation, molecular function: protein-phosphatidylethanolamide deconjugating activity. The transcript is spliced from 13 exons. Lineage: Eukaryota; Metazoa; Chordata; Mammalia; Dasyuromorphia; Dasyuridae. Bases 118 to 1395 code for a protein of 425 amino acids. The record is from RefSeq and is a predicted model, not a curated record.